AUGAAUUUCUCUGAAGUGUUUAAGCUCUCAAAUCAGCUCAGCAAAUUCUCUCCUAAUGGGAAAUUCCUGGCUUCUUGUGUCCAGUACCGUUUAGUGGUUCGAGAUGUGAGCACUCUCCAAAUCCUUCAGCUGUAUACAUGCCUAGACCAGAUCCAACACCUAGAGUGGUCCGCAGACUCUCUCUUUAUAUUGUGUGCUAUGUACAAACGAGGGCUGGUACAGGUCUGGUCCUUAGAACAGCCUGAAUGGCACUGUAAGAUAGACGAGGGUUCUGCAGGACUGGUGGCUUCAUGUUGGAGUCCAGAUGGGCGUCACAUUCUCAACACAACUGAAUUUCAUCUACGGAUAACAGUCUGGUCCUUGUGUACAAAAUCUGUAUCCUAUAUCAAAUAUCCGAAAGCCUGUCAGCAAGGAAUAAGCUUUACAAAGGAUGGCCGCUACAUGGCCUUGGCAGAAAGGCGUGACUGCAAAGAUUUUAUCAGCCUCUUUGUGUGUAGUGACUGGCAGCUCCUGAGGCAUUUUGACACAGACACCCAAGACCUUGCUGGGAUUGAAUGGGCUCCAAAUGGCUGUGUGUUGGCAGCUUGGGACAGUUGUUUGGAGUAUAAAAUGUUAUUGUAUUCCUUGGAUGGCCGGUUGUUGUCAACAUACUCUGCAUACGAGUGGUCUCUAGGUAUCAAGACCAUAGCCUGGAGUCCCAGCAGCCAGUUUUUGGCCAUUGGCAGCUUUGAUGAAAAGGUGCGGAUUCUUAACCAUGUGACUUGGAAGAUGAUUACAGACUUUGGACAUAACGCAACCAUUAAUAACCCUAAGAUAGUUGUAUAUAAGGAAACAGAAAAGUCUCAAAAUUUAGAAAUGGAGAAUCUUCCAUUCCCACCAACCAAAGCAGCAGCCAGUUCUCUUUUCAACACAGAAAGUAAAUAUGAGGUGGUCUCAACUCCAGUUUCUUUACAAACAUCAAAACCAGUCACUGAUCGACCAAAUCCCAAAAUUGGCAUAGGAAUCUUAGCAUUUAGUCCAGACAAUUGCUUCCUGGCAACAAGAAAUGAUAACAUUCCCAAUGCUGUUUGGAUCUGGGACAUACAGAAGUUGAAAUUAUUUGUGGUGUUAGAACACCUGUCAGCUGUCCGCUCAUUCCAGUGGGAUCCCCAGCAAGCCCGGCUAGCCAUGUGCACUGGGAGAAGCCAAGUGUACCUGUGGUCCCGGGCAGGCUGUGUGUCGGUGCAGGUACCAGUGGAAGGUGACUUUCAAAUACUUUCUCUGUGUUGGCACCUAAGUGGGGAAUCCAUGGCCCUCCUGAGCAAAGAUCAGUUAUGUUUAUGUUACCUGGAAAAUGAAGAAGUAAAAUAAUUACAGCCAGAAAGCCUCAAGGACUUCCUUGAGAUCUACAGUUUGAGGAGAUUCUUGAAUAAAUGCUGCUAUGUCAGAAAUCCAAUACAUAUUUGUUUUGUACUAAAAAAAAAAAAUCACUUGACAGGGGUGGGAAACGAAGGUUUGGGUGAAGUUUUCUUAAGACGUUAAUUUCCCUCCUUGAUUUUAAAUAUUUUUCUAGAGUAACGUAUCUUUGUACAUAUGUCACAUAGAAAAACUGACUUUUUUCAAUAACUUAUAAUAAAGACUUGUAAGUUCACAAAGCAAUGUGAUGUAC
Messenger RNA from Gracilinanus agilis (Agile Gracile Mouse Opossum), 1648 nucleotides. RefSeq names its product WD repeat containing, antisense to TP73 (gene WRAP73). The transcript is spliced from 12 exons. Gene Ontology annotation, biological process: microtubule anchoring at mitotic spindle pole body; mitotic sister chromatid segregation; protein localization to mitotic spindle pole body. Gene Ontology annotation, cellular component: microtubule organizing center; MWP complex; mitotic spindle. The record is from RefSeq and is a predicted model, not a curated record. NCBI's taxonomy places the organism in Eukaryota, Metazoa, Chordata, Mammalia, Didelphimorphia, Didelphidae. The coding region runs from base 1 to 1350 and encodes 449 amino acids. Gene Ontology annotation, molecular function: protein binding.